ACAUGGGGACAUCGAACACUCUGCGCACCCAACUCCCUGAUCUACCACUCUACCUCCGUGAACUCCAUCGUCUUGAGCUCCACAACAACAUCCUGUACCGCCGCCGCCAAGUGGGAUUCCAGAGGGCGUACCAGCUUGUCCUCCCAGCUGAGUUCCGAAGUCCAGUGCUCACCAGUCUGCACGACGACAUGGGCCACAUGGGAGUCGACCGAACCCUAGACCUCGUGAGGACCCGCUUCUACUGGCCGAAGAUGGCAUCAGAUGUGGAAGAGAAGGUGAAGAAGUGUGGCAGGUGUGUGAGGAGGAAGGCGCGACCAGAAAAGGCUGCACCAUUAGUGAACAUUCAAGUCACCAGACCCCUGGAGUUAGUUUGCAUGGACUUCCUCUCCAUCGAACCGGACCAGAGUAACACCAAGGACGUGCUGGUUAUCACCGACUUCUUUACCAAGUAUGCAGUGGCCAUCCCAACACGAAACCAGACAGCCAAGACUGUAGCAAAGUGCCUCUGGGAGAGUUUCAUUAUUCAUUAUGGCUUCCCCGAAAAAUUGCACAGUGAUCAAGGCCCCGACUUUGAGUCCAACACCAUAAAAGAGCUUUGUCGGGUGGCCGGUAUCCGCAAAACUAGAACAACUCCAUACCACCCUAGAGGUAACCCAGUAGAACGGUUCAACCGCACCCUGCUCAACAUGCUUGGGACUCUAGAGGAUAAAGACAAGUACCGUUGGAGCGACCAUGUAAGACCCUUGGUCCAUGCUUAUAACUGCACCCGGAACGAGGUCACAGGUUUCACCCCGUACGAGCUCAUGUUCGGGCGCCAACCCCGGUUACCUGUUGACCUUGCUUUCAAGCUGCCAGUGCCAGAGGGCCAACACUCCUCUCAUUCAGAGUAUGUCAAAACCCUCAAGUCCCGUCUGAAAGAGAGCUAUGAAGUUGCAAAGGAAAAGUCAGCAAAGAUAGCACUAAAGAACAAGACAAGAUAUGACCGGCAUGUCACCGCCUCAGAUCUAGAGCCUGGAGAUAGGGUACUGGUCAGAAACGUCCGCAUAAGAGGAAAGCACAAGAUUGCUGACAAAUGGGAAUCCACUGUCCAUGUUGUCGUUAAAAGAGCAGGCACUCUCCCAGUAUACACCAUUAAACCUGAAACUGAAGAUGGUCCCCAGAGGACACUGCAUAGAGACCUGCUGCUUCCGUGCGGAUACCUACCUGUCGAAGAGGACACUCAGCCUGUGCAGAAGUCGGUGCCGCGCAGACCAAGAACACGUGCCAACCCUGUAGCAGAGGCAGAGAGCUCCUCGGAUGACGACGACUACUCGCUCAUCCCUGUCUGGUUGAGUUCCCCUGUCCCUGAGAUCACAGAGAGUCCAGUGCACCCAGAUCUUCCCAUGGCCAAUGUCCAAGAGCCCCAAGACCCUUGUCCUGUAAAUCAUAACUUACCUGAACUUGACACCCAAUCUAAGUUACCUGAUCUGAACUUACCUGACAUGUCCGAAAGUAUUCCAGAUAGUCCUUUGAUGAUCGAGUCUACCUCUCACCAGAGUGAUCCUGAACACUUACGUACCGAUACAGACAUACUCACUGAUAAAGACCUACCCACCGAUAACGACAACCCCACAGAUAGAGACAUUCCAAUAGAACAAGAACAUGAGGAGAAUGAAAGUCUACAAGUAGUGGAACCUGAGGAACAACAUGAUGAAACGACUGAAACCACAAGUAUUCACGAAAACACAAACCCUGAUGAACCCCUCAGGAGAUCUGAGCGCAAUCGUCAACCCCCACAACGGCUUGACUAUGCCGAAUUAGGAAAUCCUUUGGCCAAGGCAAUGAGAUCCUUCUUUCAAGGCUUGUCCACAGCUUGGUCCGAAGUGAUUAAUGAAGUACCUGUACAAUCCACUACCCCAUCCCCAGUAAUUGCUGUGUAGAUGUCCGCCUUGCACAGGGACGUGCAAAGGUUCAGGAGGGGAGGAUGAAACCCGGAGUUCAAAAGACAUGAACACACACACCCACACACACACACACACACACACACACACACACACACACACACACACGUACACAGUGUAAACAACACAGUUCACGACCUACACACCAUCCACUCGCAUCCACUACAUACUAUGCAAGAUACACGAAACAGAGUGACCCCUGUUCUAUCAGUAUUCCCCAUGAAAUAUGACAACAGCUACACAUACACGCAAGAAUUACUGCAGCCAAUCAGAUGUCACGCAAGCCCUAAGAACGCGAGCCGAUGAAUGUAACCGAGCCGCAAGGAUUGUUUCAGUCUCUUUGACAACCAUCAUCUGAGCCAGCCACUUGCUGUAUGAAACGUUACCAUCAUCGUUAUAACCGUUAACUACAUCAACAUCUUUGAGCAUCACCGGACAGUAAGAACAUCAACAAGAGCCACAUGUUAGCUGACAGCCACGUCGGUAAGACAACUCUUUUAUGGGACAAACGAAAACACUUGAUAUUUACCGCCAUCUCCGUGACUGAUGCACUGAUUCUGCUAACAGGCUAACCCCUCGAGAACCACCAGAGGCAACCACUUUUCACCUUCGUCAUAGUGUGCUCACCAUCGUAUCAUCACACAUCACCAUCUUCAGGAGCGACGGCUAACCCCCGAGAACUGCCAGGCAUCACGAUUCACCGCUGUGUCUGUCACUGUACUCACCGGAUUCAUCCCCUUGAGCACAUCAUUAGGAGCAACGGUGAGGAAUAACAUCUGUUUAGCCGCUUAGUGCCCUUGUCCCAUCUCCUGCACUAUAUCAAUGGUUAGCCACAGAAAUGUUAGCAAAUGCCGACAAGAAUAACGGUUGUCCCGAACGUUCCCAAUGCACUGACCAGGCUAAUGUUGUAAGCGUCACUGGUGAAAAAGAAUAUGUUUACGAUCUUCACGAUCUUUACAGAUACUGAUUACUGAUUACUGAUAACUGAUAUUACUGAUACUGACUACUGAUACUGAUAACCAUUAGUAGCCAUUACUAAUUAUUGAUAUUUAUAACCAUCAGUAGCCCAUUACUGAUACUGAUGCUGAUUACCAUCAGUAGCCUUACACUAGAUACACUAGCCUUACAGUAGCUACUAUUAAUUACAUACACUAGUUAUUAUUACUGAUGGGUUCUACACAAAGAGAAGUUUAUUACUAUUUAUUUAAUAGUGAUUUAACUAAGAUAAGAGGAUAAUUUCAUUGUUGUUAUGACUGUAAUGUUUCAUUGCACUAUGCAAUUUAUUGAAGCCUUUCACAGUAUUUAAUUUAAAGUAAAUAGAGGGUAAUUUUUAGUGCAGUUUCUUCUUACAUGAAUAGGCCUAUUAGUGUAAGAGGAUAUUAAGCACGUCUCUGACAGUGAUCCCUUCUAAGCUUUAGAUUCUAAUGUGUAUUUUAUGUUUUAUGUUGUAUGUAUUUAUUGUUGAGACAUUUUGAAUGUAGUUUUAUUGGACCCUUUGCUACCUGCGUUUUGGUAGAAAGGCGUAGCACAUGAACGUCUUGUUUUCAUGCACUUGAAUUUAAUGAUUAGAGGAGAUUUAAGAAGAUAUGUGAAUUGUCAUCCCAGUAUGACAAUUAGAUAAUUUAGAUAAUAUGAUGCAUCUUAGAUUUAUUGUACAUUGUACUAAUUGAAAUGUAUGUAUGGAUGAAUGUGACCUAUCAGGUCAGGUUUUUUGGACGGAUAGGAUCGAAAAGAAGACAACUGGGCCAGGACUUCACCUGGUCAAAGGACACUGAUGGCGAGCCUUUCCCAGAGCGACCACAGAUACCAUUAAGUACCCCACCAAGGAACUCCCCCCCCCCCUUUUUCCACUUUUUUACCAUUUUUAUUUUGUUUAAGUCCCGGGGACCAUUAUUGAUUUUAAGUGUGCACACUGUUUUAUUUUAUUUGGGUUUUUAUACACUUCUGAAAAUUUUGUAAACAAUAUACGAGUUUUUCACUCAAAAAGGAUUUAUCUUGUCUGACUCAUUAUUGUUGCACAACACUCGCUCCUCUCUCUUACUUAGAUCUUCUGAUCCAGGUCCUAGUGUUAUUG
Engraulis encrasicolus (European anchovy) is the source of this 4014-nucleotide messenger RNA. RefSeq lists its product as uncharacterized. Gene Ontology annotation, biological process: DNA integration. Lineage: Eukaryota; Metazoa; Chordata; Actinopteri; Clupeiformes; Engraulidae. The transcript is spliced from 2 exons. The record is from RefSeq and is a predicted model, not a curated record. Bases 3 to 1919 code for a protein of 638 amino acids. Gene Ontology annotation, molecular function: nucleic acid binding.